AUGGACAAGAUUCAAGGUUCUUUCACCUUUUUAUUUUUGUUGUUAAUGGAAUGCUCACUUUGUUUAUAUGUGCGUCACGCAGGCAAUAAACAGCCACGAAUACCCAGAAAAGACAUCAACGAGCUCUUUAGUGAAACUCAAUUAUUUGAACAUCCUUCAAGACUCACAGCAAUGAUUCCACAUAGACCUGCUCUUAUUCAAGUAAUUGUAAUUGCAAGUAUAGCCUUCAGCAUUGCCCUGAUAUGUGGGACUGUGAUCUCCUAUAUGAUAUAUCGACUGGUCCAGGAUGAGGAAAGACGACAACUUGAGUUGCUUUAUAGAAAUAUCAGGAUACCGUCCUUAGAAGAUGAGGAGGAUAGUCCUGAGGAAGAGUGCCAGGAUGAGUCCACUUACCUGCUCCCAGAGAACGAGAAGGAACUGGAGAAGUUCAUUCUCUCAGUUAUCAGAUCAAAAAGAAGGAAAAAUACUGAAAAGAAGAAUUUGAGGGAAAAGCAUAUUUCAAUAAAGGAGACAGAGAACACUGCAUCCCAUGUAAAAGUGGAAGAUUUGUGA
Molecule: messenger RNA, 552 nt
Organism: Otolemur garnettii (small-eared galago)
Lineage: Eukaryota; Metazoa; Chordata; Mammalia; Primates; Galagidae
Gene: CUNH19orf18
Product: chromosome unknown C19orf18 homolog
Exons: 5
Coding region: 1-552 (183 amino acids)
Source: RefSeq, a predicted model, not a curated record